AUGGCUAAUAAUUUCACCAAAUCAGACACGCUGUCUCAAAACAAACUAGCUGCUUCCAUACCAAGGUUUCUUGUAACUCGAAUGGGGGUUAUCCAGGAUAUCCCCACAGACUGGACUCUUGAUGAAAUUGUUGACGCUAUCAAGUUCCCCUCAAGUUUCGGUUUCCGCAUCAUUAUGAAAGCUAGAAGACUGUCCCGUCGACACAAGGCGACUGACCCAAUCUGCCCAGAGCAUAAAAGACAGAAAUCCAUCAAAAUGCUAAUGGCUGAAGAAAAUCUAGGUUACCUGGAGGCCUCCAAACGCUUCCCCCCAGAUUUGAAGAGACUACCAUUUCACUCCAAGGAUAACUUCUACCUAACCUUAAAAAUAAAAGAUAAACUUAGAGAAUGCCAUGAUGCCAAUUUGCAAGUAGUGUUGGCAUGGAUCCCUAGCCAUUCAGGCAUAACGGGCAACGAGGUCGUGGACCAAUGUGCUAAAGCUGCCAUACACCAGAGCUUCGCUUCUGACCAAAAAUGCUUUACUCGCGACAUAAGAUCUUCGAUAAGAUGUCUUCUAUUUGAAAAAUGGAAUAAAUUAUGGCAGCUCUCACGUAGAGCCAAGGGUCAACAUUACGGUAACAUACAGCCAAAUAUCCCUCCUAAACCCUGGUUCUUCAAGCACAAAGGCUAUUCUAAGGUUGUUACCUCGAAUAUUAUCAGAUUACGACUUGGACAUAUUUGUUCGCCAGUGCGCCUGGCCAAGAGCCGAAUAAGGGAUAGCUCUAUCUGUGAGUGUGGACUGGACGAAGGGUGGAUGGAUACUCUACCGAACACCGUCUAUACAUCACCGACGAUCUUUAUCAUACUGGCCGUGUGUUAUCCAACCUCGACACUGGCGGAAUCAUCAAGCCCUGAUGGAGCCAUAAUACACAAAAAUUGA
Molecule: messenger RNA, 918 nt
Organism: Cydia amplana
Lineage: Eukaryota; Metazoa; Arthropoda; Insecta; Lepidoptera; Tortricidae
Exons: 4
Coding region: 1-918 (305 amino acids)
Molecular function (GO): nucleic acid binding
Source: RefSeq, a predicted model, not a curated record